Molecule: messenger RNA, 4430 nt
Organism: Anguilla rostrata (American eel)
Lineage: Eukaryota; Metazoa; Chordata; Actinopteri; Anguilliformes; Anguillidae
Product: chromobox protein homolog 5-like
Exons: 6
Coding region: 689-1267 (192 amino acids)
Biological process (GO): negative regulation of transcription by RNA polymerase II; chromatin organization
Cellular component (GO): nucleus; pericentric heterochromatin
Molecular function (GO): chromatin binding
Source: RefSeq, a predicted model, not a curated record
UCUGAAAUUGUGAAGAGCUAUGAUGCUGGAUACGUCCACAAUCCCCUCUAAAUGUAUUUUAUACUUAUAUGUUAUAAUAUGAAACGCAGUUAAUAGCGCAAGUGGACAGUGACCGUGUUAUUAAUUUCCUUAGUGACGUAGCUACAGUUCCAAGCGGACAGCCUACUUGUACAUCUUGCAGUAAAGCCGUGAUUAAUUAUUGGCUAAAAUAUAACCAACGUAUACGUACAUCCCUGGUUGGUUCAUACGAUUUUUAAAAUAAAACUAAUAUUUUACGUUUAACGUCUAAUGAUUCUACAAACUGGUGCGUAGUGUUUCACAGCAUUCUUGCUUUCAGACUGGGAUAUUUCUACUGACCACCACGCAAAAUAACCUUGCGCGUGCGCGAUCCGCCAUUGUGUAUUUUGGCGCGCGCAUCAACGCAGCCAGGAGGGGAGAGAGAAGCGCGCGGCGCUGAGGGGGAAGCUGCGACGAAGCAGGUCAUAGAGAUAGAAAAUCGUGCGGGGGCGAAGCGAAGGUUCUGCGCUUCUGAGUGGCCAGUGGACGGAGACCGACGCACCGUUUUCACCUUUCGAUCACCGUAGCCUUUACCUACCGCCUGGAACGAACCAUCGGCUAGUGAGUGUGGGUUAUCCCUCCGUCCACCAGAGGGCGCCUCUCCAAAUAGUUUAGCGGAGCAUUCGCAGCCAUGGGAAAGAAGAGCCAGCCUCGCGCCGACAACGACAAGUCGUCAUCAGAAGAGGAGGAGUACGUGGUGGAGAAGGUGCUGGACAGGAGGAUGGUCAAGGGCCGAGUGGAGUACUUCCUCAAGUGGAAAGGCUUUUCAGAUAAGCACAACACCUGGGAGCCGGAGAAGAACCUGGACUGCCCCGAGCUCAUCGCAGAGUUCAUGAAGACCUACAAGAAGGGCAGCAGCCCCCCCACCGGCGCCCGCCCCCCCAGCUCCACCGCCACAGGGGGGCGCUCCAAGGACGCCACCAGCGCCAAGAGGAAAAACUCCACCGAGGAAGAGGACGAUGAAGAGGAAGGAGGCAGCAAGGCCAAGAGGAAGAAGGAGGUGGGCUUUGGACUCACAGGAGAAGAUCUUGGGCUACGGACUCCUGGGACUAUGUUUCUCAUGAAAUGGAAGGACUCUGACGAGGCGGACCUGGUGCUGGCGAAGGAGGCCAAUCAGAAGUGUCCGCAGAUCGUCAUCGCCUUCUACGAGGAGCGCCUCACCUGGCACGAAGACGGAGAGAAGAAGGAGAAGGGCACCGUGAGCGUGUGAGCGGCGGAGCGCUGCGAGGGCGGGGCCAGGGCAGGGUGGGCGGGGCCGAGCCGGGGCAGGCGGAGGCGGAGCCGGGGCGGGGCACAGGGAAGAAGGGGAGGGGCUGGCGGCCCGUUGAAAUGUCCCCGCCCUGCCGGCUCAACUUGGAGAACGGACCCUUGCGAAAACUUCACUUCCUGCUUCCUGUCCCUUUCUGAAAACGCAUACCAACCAACCAGCUGUGGAAGGCACCGCCUACUUCACGACACCCCCCUCCGUGUCCCGCCCCUCAGUACCCCCAUCCCCCCCCCCCCAGUCCUGCCCCGCCCCACCACUGCCCACCCUUGUACAGCCAAAUCUCAGAAGUCACCUUCCUGGGCCCACUUUUAAUAAGAAACUGAAACAAAAUGGAAGAGGAGGAGGAGAGACUGGGGGGUUGGACUCAGUGGAGGGGGUGGAGUGAGACGGACGUUACUUAUGUUUUUUUUUUUAAAUAUUGUUUUGUCUUCUGUGCUUUUGUGGUAAACACAUGAGUAGCACUAGGUUUUUAAAGUGCUUCGGUUUUUAUGUUCAACUAUUUCCUGAGUGUGCGCGGGCGUAGAGACCCCUACCCAGGGUGAUUUACACCCGUUCUGUCAGCCAGCCAGCCAAUCAAUCAUGCAGAAAGGGAUUGGAGAGCUGUUCUGAUUGGGCGGAUUGGGUUUGUCCCUGUAGAGGAAAGUUUCAUUUGGCUAGGAAAAGGAAAAGAUUGAUUUGGGUGAGGAUCACAGCUGCAAGCCUAAAAAUGAUCAUGCAGAACUUUUUUUAAUGCAUGCCGGUUUAUUGUACUCCUGUUGUUUUUAUUUUAAUUUUUUAUUAUUGUGAUUUGAUUUAUCGAAAAACGGCGACGAGCGAAGCGUUCAUUUCCCCUUCUUUCGGGACGCCGCAGGCGGGCCCGCGCACGUGAGGGUCGGGUCGGGUCUCGCCCCGCACAGGUGUGCGGGAGCCGAAGCAGCCGCACGUCCUGCGGUCGUAACGAGCGAGGGCGUUCUCUCACGACGAAGGUCUCCGGUAGAACGCAUGAAUGUUCCCCCUAACGAUGAUUUAAAUAAAGUCUGUUUUUCUGUGUUACAGUACGGAUAGCGACACGCCGCGCGAGUCCCAGGCACUUCUGUUACUCUCCCAAAAUGGCCGCCGCGUUUGGUCUCACGCGACUCUCCUCCGCCUUCGGGGGGCGCUUUCUCUUUCCGAAACCGAGUCACGUCGCAACGAGUGAAUCAGGGUACACCUUUUAUAAGAACGAGUCUUUUAUUUAGUCUUUAAUUUGUUUUUGUUUUUAAAAAAUCUCCUCAAAGGAUGCCGCCUUAAUCAGUAACACCACCCCCCCCCACCCCCACCCCACUCCUUGCAAAGCUAUGGUAUUACACCUUCACCCUUCCCAACGCCGCUCGGCUCCACCCUCACCCCCCACACUCUGGUCGUUAUUGAAAGCUGAACUGUUUGUUUUUUUAAAUAGCAAUGUCAGUUAUGAACCUCGGUUUAAAAAAAAAAAAAAAAAAAAACCCUGCAGUUCACGAGCAUGUCAGGCACCCUCAAUGCACUGGUCUCUGUAUGUUCUGGUUUAGGAUACACUGUAUUUGGCCUGACUGCGAAGAGCAGGGUAGAGCAGUACUUCUUUUUUUUUUUUUUUUUUUUACACCCUUAAUUUAACAUUUUUCUAAAGCAGAACGACACUUUACCCGCAGGGGUGUUCGGUCUUCCAGAAAAGGUAGAUCUCCUCCGAGCCCGACUGAGAAUCUCUCGUUUCAGCACAGACCUGCCCACCGCCCAAAAGUGUGCGUUUCUAGGUCCGCACGCACCGGUACUGCACCCUGAGAACCGGAUGGGAACAGAGAGAGAUCGAAUGGGUUAAUGCCCAAAAUGGUGUUCGCUAAAUAGAAGAUGCAUACCUGUCGAGGGUGGUUGCUGUGGUAUCUGAGGAAGACUGCGCAGACAUUCCAACUGGUGCAGCAUUCACCCGUUCGAACAAUUUGUGCAGGACAAGGGAAGCGUAGCUAGAAGCCUUAGCCACGCUGCGCUGACCAAUUACAGACGAGAGCCGGGAGGUGAAAGCCCAAUGCCUUGCUGUUUGGUUGCAUAUAACCACAACAGCAUUUUCAUUAUUGGAGCCGUCUACAGUUUACACAGCUCCCAGGUUUGCACCUACACUGCACUUAUCUAGCUCAACCCUCUGCACGGUGUGCUCUGAAUUCUGGUUAACAGCUGAGACGAUUUUCAGAUUUUUGAUUGGAUCAUAAUUAGUACCCUCUUGCUCGGUUCCAUCAGCUGUUACCCAUAUGGGUUGUGAAAAUUAUGUACACUACGACAAUUUCACGUCGUAGGAAACAAACUCCCCAAAUAGUGGACAUCAGUGAAUAAAAGUUGUCCAUUUUAAAUAUGUGCGUGGAUAUAUAAUCUAUUUUAUUUCGUUUUUUUUUUUACCUCUUAAAGAAAAUUAAAAGAUGGCUUAGACUUUUUUUUUUAUCCCCUGAAACUGAUACAAGUAAAAAAGUAUUUAUCGUGAGCAGACUCUGCUGUUUGUGUGAUUUUCAUGUUGUGUUUCUUAGUCCCGACCCUAGGUGUUUCCCUGGUGUGGGCAGGUCUGUGUACUCCAGCCCAUCGGAAUGGUUACCGGGGAAACAGCGGCCGGCUCUGCUCGGCCGCGGGCGGGGCAAAGCGGGAAAGGUAAAUGUUCGUGAACGUUCUUUAUUUGGAGGUGGGGUAAACUGAGUGUAUGCAUCGUGCCACACAUCCUCCAACCACCCACCAUUAUGACUGCCCCCCCCCCCCCAGAUCUCAUUCCCUCACUCUCCCUCUCUGUCUCUCUCUCCAUGGCACAAACACAGGGUUUUAGAAAUUUACCAGUGGCUGCCUGUAAAAAAACCAGGUAUCUGCGCAUUGGUGACCCCAAACUGUAAAUCUUUACUGUAAAUCUUUUAUUUUAUUUUUUUUCUUGGGUAGUACACCCCUCUCGCACCUCCCACCCCCCUCAACACCUCUAAUAAACAAUUAUUCUUUUUCUAAAACUUUUAUUCAAUAUGCGUGUUUUCCAGAUGUGCUGCGAUAAAGUGUAUGUCACCAUAUUGUUGGGAGAGCGCUCUGCGCUUUCAAUUUUGUAUGUCUUGUAAGAAAUUGUAGUAAACCUAGUUUUGAACAUUCUGAACAA